CUUUUCCAGAUAAUGAAUGAUCUGUUAACGGUAAGCACAGAAACACUGACCUACCGGUAUAGACUCGGACCAAAAUGUUGUCCAUCUUUCUAACAGUAACCUGCUUCUUUUUCAUGGGGUUUGGACAUCCCGGCUAUCGUUUAAAGAUUCCAAAUGGAAUAAAUGUUCCAAACCCUUGUACCAAUGUAUUCGGACUGUGGAAUGCAGUCGGCCAUACCAUAGAGAUUGGAGGAGGGUCACUCAAUCCGUUUGGUAAGGAUUUUAUGGAAACUAAUGGGACUUGGACACAGGAGCUAUGCAUGAAGGAUUCGGAUUCAGAUGGGAAAAUCAAUGGCCUUGAACUUGGGGACUUUAACUGUACGUGGUUUGAAGGACAGCCGCCCAUGGGGGAUCCAACAGGUCACCCAGGAAUAUGCGAGCCUAUGGACGACCCCAAGUGCAUUGAAAUCAACAAAGACAUAUCAUGCCUAUUUUAGAUUCAAAUAUAGGUACCGGUCUACACAUUCAAUAGAGGAAUUGUUUAUUUCAUGUUGCAGACAGAAUUGUUAGUAUCCCUAAUUUGUUUUCAGAAAUAAAACUACAAUAUAUGUGUGUAGUAUUGAUACAUGUAAUCAUGAUCUUCAAAUAAAUCUGUGAUCCUUCCUUA
This is a messenger RNA of Ostrea edulis (European flat oyster), 646 nucleotides long. RefSeq names its product temptin-like. The record is from RefSeq and is a predicted model, not a curated record. NCBI's taxonomy places the organism in Eukaryota, Metazoa, Mollusca, Bivalvia, Ostreida, Ostreidae. The coding region runs from base 75 to 476 and encodes 133 amino acids. The transcript is spliced from 3 exons.